This is a messenger RNA of Prunus armeniaca (apricot), 651 nucleotides long. The record is from the annotation of a GenBank genome assembly. Lineage: Eukaryota; Viridiplantae; Streptophyta; Magnoliopsida; Rosales; Rosaceae.
AUGGCGGUGGAUGCCAUUGAAACCCCCUCUCCUCCCUUUCACCCCCCUUCUUCCCAUUUCAGUCAACAACGCCACUUCUAUCUCGCCGUUGACAGGCUCCAGUUCAAGAUGGAGACAUUGAUGGACCUGUUGGGCGUGGCGGGUAGGCGUCCCUGCCUACCUAUAGUGGUCUGCUGCAGCUCACGUGAUGAGCUCGACGCGGUCAGCUCCGCCGUCGCCAACGUCCCCUAUAUCUCUUUAGCUUCUCUGUACACUGACCUUGCUGAAGCAGACCGUUCUUUGAUAUUAGAGCGCUUUCGGGAAGCAACAAUGAGGUGGAACCCAGAAGCCAGUGCUCAACCAGCGGAUGACAAUGAGCCUGUGAAAGAUGAACAAAAAUCUCAUAUGAUAGUUGCAACAGAUGCAUGCCUUCCACUUCUUGCUUCCGGGGAGUCACCCAUUUCUGCUCACGUUCUUAUAAAUUAUGAGUUGCCUACAAAGAAGGAAACAUAUAUGAGGCGGUUGACGACUUGUUUGGCUGCAGAUGGGAUUGUAAUCAAUAUGGUUGUUGGGGGUGAGGUAGUUACUCUCAAAAGCAUUGAAGAAAGUAGCAACCUGGUCAUAGCUGAGAUGCCCAUAAAUACACUCAGUUUCCUCAUCCCCUAUAAAUAA